This is a messenger RNA of Penicillium angulare, 2265 nucleotides long. RefSeq names its product alpha-N-acetylglucosaminidase. The record is from RefSeq and is a predicted model, not a curated record. The transcript has 3 exons. The coding region runs from base 1 to 2265 and encodes 754 amino acids. NCBI's taxonomy places the organism in Eukaryota, Fungi, Ascomycota, Eurotiomycetes, Eurotiales, Aspergillaceae.
AUGUUGUGGUCGAAGUUGCUGAUCGGACUUCUCUCCGCGUCAGGGGUGGCGGCGGUCUCCACCGACGGUCUCUACAGCCUCGUCAAGCGAAGACUGCCAAAUCAUGUCGAUGACUUCCGAUUUAAUGUAGUUCCCAAUAUCACUGGGAGUGACGAGGGAUAUGAUCAAUUCACAGUCAAAUCUGCGCCCAAUGGCACUAUUAUCGUCCAGGGGACGUCUAUCAGUGCUUUGUCUUCGGGUCUCCAUCGAUACCUGACAGACGUGGCACACGUCGAUAUCUACUGGUUCAUCGGUAGUCGGCUGGACCAAGCCCCCGCUAAGCUUCCUCACCUCCACAAGCCGAUCAACGGCUCAAGCACUGUACCAUGGAGGUAUCACUUUAACACGGUCACUUUCUCUUACACGACAGCUUUCUGGUCAUGGGAAGAAUGGGAGACCCAGUUAGACUGGAUGGCCCUUCGUGGCAUAAACUUGCCCCUUGCUUGGGUUGGCGCAGAAAAGAUCAUGGUGGAGGUAUUCCAAGAAAUAGGACUGACCGACGCUGAGAUCGCGACUUUUCUGAGCGGUCCAGCAUUUCAAGCAUGGAACAGAUUUGGAAACAUUCAAGGCUCUUGGGGUGGUGAUUUGCCCUACGCAUGGAUUGACCAGCAAUUCGCUCUUCAGAAAAAGAUUGUGCAUCGCAUGGUCGAGCUAGGAAUGACCCCUGUGCUUCCCGCAUUCACAGGCUUUGUACCAAAUAACAUCACGCGUGUGUAUCCGAAUGCAAGUGUCGUUCGGUCGGCAGACUGGAACGGUUUCUCAACCCGGUAUUCCAACGAUUCAUUCCUCGAGCCUUUUGAUGAGCAUUAUGCCCCGAUGCAAACCAGUUUCAUCCGCAAGCAGCAGGAUGCUUAUGGCAACGUUACCAGCAUCUAUACAUUGGAUCAGUACAACGAGAUGAACCCCUACUCUGGGGACUUGGACUAUCUCAAAAACGUCACGCACACAACUUGGAAGAGUCUAAAGGACGUGGAUCCCGAUGCGAUUUGGUUGAUGCAAGGUUGGCUCUUCUACAGUGCAUCGGAAUUUUGGACUGAUAAGCGCGUGGAAGCCUACCUCUCUGGUGUGGACCAAAAUGACGACAUGUUGAUUUUAGACCUGUUCUCUGAAUCCGAGCCUCAAUGGCGCCGAACAGACUCCUAUUAUGGCAAACCAUGGAUUUGGUGUCAACUGCAUGACUACGGAGGCAACCAGGGUCUAUAUGGACAAAUUCGGAAUAUCACCCAAAACGCUUCCCAGGCGCUCAUCGAAUCUCCUAGCAUGGUCGGCUAUGGAUUGAGUCCCGAGGGACAAGAGGGCAAUGAGAUUGUCUAUGACUUACUGUUAGACCAGGCCUGGUCAAAGUCUCCGAUCGACACAAGGAAAUACUUUCACAGCUGGGUAUCAAGUCGAUAUGCUGGCUCCGGAUCUAUCCCUCAGGAGUUAUAUGAUGCCUGGGAAACUCUGCGAACGACUGUAUACGAUAACACUGAUCUAACGGAUGUUACCGCAGUUGUCAAGUCAAUCUUUGAACUUGAGCCUAGUGUGGAUGGACUUGUCAAUGUAACAGGUACACACGGCACAAAAAUCACAUAUGACCCAUCAUUGGUCGUAAAGGCCUGGCAGUCAAUGUACCAAGCCACCAGUUCCAACUCCAAACUAUGGGAUAACCCUGCAUAUCAACAUGACAUGGUAGAUGUGACACGCCAGGUUAUGGCAAACGCCUUCAUCCCGCUGUACAACAACCUAAUUUCCAGCUGGAACAGUUCCAAUUCCGAUCCAAAGAACCAAACUCUGACGCAAGAGGGACAGAAAAUGAUUCAUCUAUUGGCCGAUCUAGAUUCUGUCCUCUCUACCCAUGAAAAUUUCCGCCUUUCGACAUGGAUAAGUUCCGCGCGUGCAUGGGCCCGCGGAAAUAAAACCCAAGCCGCCUAUCUUGAAUACAAUGCUCGCAACCAGAUCACUCUGUGGGGCCCCCGUGGAGAGAUCACUGAUUAUGCGUCCAAGCAGUGGGGUGGUCUCCUCUCGUCCUACUAUAUUCCGCGCUGGAAGAUCUUUGUGGAGUAUCUCCAAUCGACCUCCGUUUCAGCGUAUAGCGAAACAGCGCUGGAAGAUAAACUGAGGAAGUUUGAACUUGGAUGGCAAAAUCAAAAUUCGAGUGAUUCAGAUUCGCAGGAUUCGUCUGAUCUGAAGCAUGUGUUGACCCGGGUUCAACAUAGAUGGUCCUCGACAUUCCACGCUGUUUGA